CAUGUGACAAUUUAAUAGGCUCUUUGUUUUCAUUUAAAAAUAUAUAUAUUAAAAUAGUGACGGAUAAUGUACGGCGCAAAAUCUGAGUAUUAAUAAAUAAACAAUCCAUUUUCCAACCGCCCACUUUGAAAAAUGUCCGCAAGUAAAUUAGACGCAGUUUACCGUAGUAUGCUUCUAACGAAAUUUUUCACCAAAGGUUGGGGAAAACCUGAGAAUUUACGAAGGUUAUUUGAGUUCAGGAAGAUAGUGUCAAACCGUGAUAAAUGUUUUACAUUAGUUGAAAAGGAUUACCCAGUAACAAUUACCAAGGAACAGAAUUUGGCAGACUGCAAAUUAAUAGAGGGAUAUUUUCUCUCACCAUUGGAAAAAUGCCUUCCAGGAAUAGUGCCAGAGAUUGCACAGAAAGCACACUUUCAAAUUGUACUACCCAUUCAUUGGCCCGACCCUCACUGCAAACCAGUAUGUUUGCAUCUUGCAGGAACUGGAGACCAUUUUUUUUGGCGAAGGAGAAAUCUAAUGGUAAAACCCCUGUUAAAAGAAGCCGGUAUUGGUGGGAUUAUCCUUGAGAACCCCUUUUAUGGGCUACGUAAACCUACAGAUCAGAUCCGAUCGUCUCUACAUAACGUUUCGGACAUUUUCGUGAUGGGUGGGUGUUUGAUCCUGGAGUCGUUGGUGUUAUUCCACUGGUGCGAACGGAACGGACUGGGCCCUCUUGGCGUCACCGGUCUCUCUAUGGGCGGGCAUAUGGCAUCCUUAGCGGCAACAAACUGGCCAAAACCCCUCGUUCUUGUCCCAUGCCUCUCAUGGUCAACAGCGUCGGCAGUAUUUUUGCAGGGAGUGAUGUCUCAAUCUAUUAAUUGGGACCUGCUAGAAGAUCAAUAUCUCUCAGAUGGUGUAUAUCGAGAAAAACUAUCGAAAAUGGUCACAAUAGUCGACGAGGCAUUCCUAGCGGGGAAAAAAUUCGCUCGAACCUACUCAAACAAUUUUAACUCAACGCCCAAUACGCAAACUAUUACGCAGGACCCAAUCGUAGAUCCUUUAAAAUGUUCCCCGUUCAAGAAUCUAGAUAUAACGUAUAAAGAGUCUAGUGCCAAAGGUAAUGCUCAAGUCUUAGAUAUUAAUGAAAAUGUAAUAGGUUUUAAACCUGAAGUGCCUGAUAAUGUUAAGAGUGUGUCGAGUGAACAGAAGAAAAUAAUGAAGGAUGAGUGGAAAAAACUUCUUAAUGAUAACAAAAUUAGUCAAGUCCUAUACGAUAAACUAACUUCGAAUAAAACUUUCGAGCUUGACGCGCAGGAUAUAGUAGAUAUUAACAAAUUGGAUGACGGACAAGUAAAGGAUUUACUUCUUAAAUUUACCAGCGAUGUAAAAAAGGGGGCGUUAUUAGAAAAAGUAAAGGUAUCUGAGCUUAGUGAACCCAACGAAACCAAACAAAUGACUGUAGAUAUAAAUAAUAAUGCCAAAAAUAUAUCUCCAGUGGAACAUGAUAGCAGUGAUACAAAAAGUGUGGUGGCAAAAGAGGAUAGUAGUAAAACGAAUAUUUUAGACGAUAAAACCGCAAAACUGGAAUCAAAACAGACAGCUGUUAACGAUAAUCCAAAUUUGCCAGCUAUUAAGGAAGGAAAAGACGAUAAACUGGAGAAAAAAUCGUGGAACUUAUCCGAUCUCACUUCUGAUCUGUGGAUAAAUUUGCCAUUCAUGAAAUCGAGCGGGAAGAAGAUAGAUAUAAGCAAAAUUCAUUGGAGAGACAGAGAAGCGUUACAGUUUAUGCGGGGUAUCAUGGACGAGUGCACGCACCUGAGCAACUUUUCCAUUCCCUUUGACACAUCUCUCAUAAUAGCGGUCUGUGCGAAACACGACGCGUACGUACCGCGGGAGGACGUUGGCACGCUGGAAGAGAUCUGGCCCGGGGCUGAAGUGCGGUACGUGGACGCUGGACACGUCUCAGCGUACAUCCUGCAUCAGUCACUCUUUAGAUCCUGUAUAAAGGAAGCCUUCGAAAGAUCAAAAAAGAAAUGGAAGGAUGGAAAGCACGUUGAUUGACGCCGGAACUACUUAAUAAUUACCUACACUACUUUGUAGCAAUAACAGCACAACGUAGCUAUGUAGAAAACAGCUUUCUACGUCGUACUAUUUCUACGUCAUAACCAUUUACCCUAUAUCAACCAACUUUAACAUACCUACUGUUGAAAUAUUUUUGUUCAAAUAUUCCUUCAAAAUGGUCUCAUUGUUCAACCUUAGGCAUCUUUUGAUGCUAUGGUGUCAUUUACAUUGUCAACAAUAAUUUGUAUUUUAAACAAAUAAGAAGAGAAAAAAAAGCGUUUGCUCAGAGCUGUGAGAUUUAUACGAGUGAUAAUAAUUAUAUUGUGUUAAAAAAUAAAAUUGACUCAUAAUCCCGUUUACGGGUGUGAAGUUUAGGCCAUAUUUUUUGGAAAAUAAACGUGAUCCAUUUUUUGGAAAAAUCAACUCGAUAGAAAGUGUGGAAUAAAAUUAAUUGAACGGUGCUUAUUACGUACGAUGAUAAAUAUAGAACUCGAAAUGUAAAUAUUGCAAUCUGCAACAUGGCAGUUUGCGUAGGUACAGUACGAUUCAAACGUAAAUGCGCCCCUGAAGUUUGCGCACGACGUUACGCACCACACACAUUUUGGGUGUCCGGUGUAGCGGGGAGGGUAACAGCGCACGUCUGCUUACUUCACGCAGACACAUUUAAGUUUGAAUCGUACUGUACAUAUAACGCAAAUGUAAGCAGAGGCGUGCACAGAGUUUUUCACCAAAGUAGGCAUGCUUUUGUGCAUGUAUGAAGGGCACUCCACUGGCUAUAAGCCUCGUGUACAGGUUUGACUUCUCGUUUUGCUUUGUACUAUCCGUUCAUCGAGUUUGUGAAUAAGGUAAAUGCCCCAUUGGGCUGUUUUAAUGGUAAAAGGUAUACAUAUCGCUUGACAGACGACAAAAAUGUUAUUUAAUGUUAUUAAAACUACAUGUAGAUUUUUUCCCUAACAAAUAUAAUGCAUUCGAUGUUUU
Messenger RNA from Pararge aegeria (speckled wood butterfly), 3018 nucleotides. RefSeq names its product protein ABHD18. Lineage: Eukaryota; Metazoa; Arthropoda; Insecta; Lepidoptera; Nymphalidae. The transcript has 10 exons. The coding region runs from base 133 to 2040 and encodes 635 amino acids. The record is from RefSeq and is a predicted model, not a curated record.